Ciona intestinalis (vase tunicate) is the source of this 2042-nucleotide messenger RNA. The record is from RefSeq and is a predicted model, not a curated record. NCBI's taxonomy places the organism in Eukaryota, Metazoa, Chordata, Ascidiacea, Phlebobranchia, Cionidae.
ACGUUUAUUUUCUUGAUUUCAAAGAAAUAAUUUUUAUGGACCCCAGUCACGCAUCAACAAAUUAAUAUUUGCUGUGUAAUCAUUUUAUGUUUUUUUGAGCUGAGUAAUGACUUCGGGCGAUAAUAACAUUUUACAUAACAUACAGGAUUCAGCAGUUGAAAAGUUACUACAUUAUUAGUAUUUGCAGGUUUUGUUCGUACAUACCGAACUAACGUUGUAAAUUAAUUAGCAAACAUCAUGGUAAACCUGCGUGCUUCAACAUUUUGGUGUUUAUACGUUGGUUGUGGUGCUUUGCUUACGGUUUCAGCAGAUGCUCAGCACGUAAGGUUUGAAGCAUUGCAAACAACUACUGGUGUAGUUUCAACUGCUGCAUCAGGUAACACAACUGCUGCUCCUCCAUCUCCUACAGCGAGCUGGCCUGGAUAUGUAGGUGCUGUAGUUGCUAUCAUCUUGUUUGGAAGUAAUUUUGUUCCUGUUAAAAAGUUUGAAACUGGAGAUGGAAUGUUUUUCCAAUGGGUUUUAUGUGCAGCUAUAUGGAUUGCAGGUUUGGUGACAAACUGUAUCACAAAUUUUCCAACGUUUUAUCCUCUUGCAAUGCUUGGAGGAUUUUUAUGGGCAACUGGGAAUAUAUGUGUGGUACCCAUCAUCAAAACAAUUGGAUUGGGUCUCGGAAUGUUGAUUUGGGGUUCAUUUAACCUCCUGUCUGGUUGGGCCAGUGGCAGGUUUGGGUGGUUUGGUCUUCAUCCUGAAGUUCCCAACAAGCCGACGAUGAAUUAUAUUGCGAUUGCUUUUGCAAUGCUCAGCGCUGUUAUUUGGCUGUUUGUUAAAUCAGAAGGUAGCCAACAACAGAUCAUCAAUGAGUGUGAAGAUGCUCUGUUAUCCGGCGAAGAAGAAGAUAGAAGUUCAGAGGAAGAAGAUGUUGUUGGAAGAUCGUGGGUGGAUGGGAUGUCUCCACUUCGCAGGAGAAUAAUAGGUUGUGGGUUAUCGGUGUUUUCUGGUACUUUGUACGGACUCAGCUUCACUCCAGUUAUUUACAUAAAAGACAACUAUCCUGGUGCUUCUAAAACAGAUGUACAUUACGUGUUUGCACACUUCUGUGGUAUAUUUGCCACCAGCACUCUAUAUUUUGCAAUAUACUGCGCGUUUAAAAAGAAUAAGCCAGAGGUUUUCCCAUCUGCAAUUUUACCAGGUCUGAUAUCAGGGGGAAUGUGGGCCAUUGCUGACAUUGGUUGGUUUGCUGCUAACCAAUAUCUAUCGGAAGCUGUCAGUUUUCCCAUCAUCACCACAGGGCCUGGCAUCAUUGCAUCAUUGUGGGGAAUCUUUGUGUUUAAAGAAGUUAGGGGUGUGCGUAACUUUAUCAUCAUGGCUGUUGCAUAUUGCUUUACCAUUACUGGUGCUGUGUUAGCCGGUUUCUCCAAAAGUUAAGUAUGUUUACUUCAUGCUACCUCAAGAUUACCUGCAAAAAUGUAUUGAACAGAAAAUCCACUUAAUCUAUUUAAAUUUUAGGUCAUUUUACAUUUUUAAUUGAAUAUGCAUACAUUUUAAUAUAGUUUUAAACAGAUUUUUAGAAAAAAUAUGUCUGUAAGUCUAAGUUUUUAUCCGUUGAUUUUCCUAUUUUACUACAUAGUGCAAUUACAUUAAAACGAAUUCUCAUUUUUUUUGUUACCUUAAAGUCUUAAACAACAUGCACAUAUUCAUAUAGAUAUGUUGCAUUAUUUCUUCUGUUCACAAAUCUUGCACUUACACUGUAUUAGAUGUAAGCUUAGUUAAAAUUUCAAAAGACGAAAAUUUUGUUUAAUUAAGACGUGUUUGGUCUUUUAAUGGUAUAUAACCAGGAAUUUUAGUUUUUAAAACCAAAUAUUGUUAAAAUUGUAUUUUUUUUUCUUGUAAGUUUAUUAGAACAUUCAGAGAUUUUGUGUCUGAAUGUUUGUUUGCAUUAAAUGAUGCAGCAUUUUCACCUUUCUCAUAUUUACUGCAUAGAUUUAGUCAUAAGACCUUGUUUGUUGUUUGCAUUGCUAAUACAUACAUUGAUUCAGUUAAAA